UGAUUCCGUUUUCUAUUUGUCAACAAGUUGAGCACAUGUGUAAAUUGUUUAUUAAAAAUUUUUGUUAUUAAUUUGAUUGAUAAAUUAAAUUAUUAACACGACAACAUUUAUAAAUUAAUUCAAAUAAACUUGAGGUAUAUCAAAUUGUAAUUAACAACAAGACAAAAGAAAAAAAAUGGCUUUGAAUAAAAGUAUUUAUAGAUUGAUAAGAUUGUCAUCGACAAUACGAGGAUUAGCAACUCGAAAUAGAACACCAUCAUUUUUAGAUGAAGAACAAAGAGAUGCUCCAAGUUCAAUUCAAAAAUUAGAAAACAUGUACAAAAUUAAUCACUUAAGACCAGAACAGUCAACAUCUUAUGUAACUGGAAAACCAGAAUUUGAAGCACUAACUAGAUCAUUAAAAGUUGAUAUAAAUCUUUUAACUGAAGGAAAAUUAAUACAAGCAUUUAAAUGUUUAAAUUAUUUUAAAGUUUCAUCAUCAUCAGAAAUUGUAGAACAAUUAUUACAUAGAAUAAAUCAAAGAAUGGAUUAUUUAUCACUUGAUCAAAUAGCAUAUCUACAUAUAUUAUUAAGAAAAUCUUAUAAAACACCUCUUGUUUGGCAUCUUUUAGAUAAAAUACCAGUUAUAUUUCAAACUCGUGUUCAUACAAAUUUUGAUAUAAAAGAUUUUGAAACAUUUAUUAAUGUACUUGAAUAUGUAAGAAAAACGCCAGACACAUAUUCUAUAAUACCAAAAUUUACUCAAAAACUCAACAAAUUUAAUCUAUCAGCUUUGUCACCUGAUAAUGCAAGAGAAUUAUUAUUUAUUUAUCUUGAUAUACCAGUUGUACAUCUUGAACCAGUUAUAUCAAAAAUCAUUAAUAUUGUAGCAGAUUCUACUGAUAUAUUAGAUUCAUCUGAAGUUUUAGCAAUGAUAAAUAGAAUAAUGAAAAAAACCAUUCAAAAACAGUCAAAUUAUGAAGUAUUUUUCAAUGAAAAUUUGAUUGAUAAUAUAAUUAAUUCUUUAAUAUCAAAAGACAUGGGCUAUGAUGUAGCCAUUAAAGUUUUGAGUGAUAUAACACAGAUAUCACAUGCCAAUCAUGCAUUGAUUGAUUAUAUUGCAUCAAAAUAUGAUGAAGACAUCAGUCUAUUUGAAGAUGCAGAUUAUCAUGUGGUUCAAGAUGUUGUAAAAGCACUUGCAUUAACUAAUUACAAACCAGCAAUUUGGGAUGAAAUUAAAGAACAUUUAUUUAGAAAAGAAAUACUCAAUGAACCAUAUGUACUACUGUUACAACUUGGUAUUGAUUUUGUAGUACUAGAUUGUUACUGGCCAGAACUUUUGGAAAAAAUAUUUGAUGUUGGUUUUAUUGGGGAUCCAAGAAUACCAAAAAAUUAUUUAUUUUUGUAUGAAAUUGUCAAGGCUAGGUGUCCAGAGUACCAUGAUAUUUUACCUAAUGAUGAAGUUAUUAAUUCUUACAAACAAUUUGUCUCGUCUGAUGACUUGGAGCAGUCUCUUAAAUUAGCACUGGAGACUAUUACUGGUGGUGAACAAUAUAUUGCUUCAAAUGUUAAAACAAAUUUGGGAUUUUUGAUUGAUCAUGUUAUGAUUAGGAAAAAUGAUGGUUCUCCAAUUGCAAUAAAUAAUGCUGAAGAACCAUUUCCCAAGACAAUUGAAGAUUUAAAACCUAUUCCAGACAGCGAAGUGAUACUUUUCAUGUACGUACCACUAAAUGGAUACUUUGAAAAACUUCAACAACCAAGUGCAUUUUGGUUACUCUUGAUGAAAGAAUUGGAAGCACGAACGAAACACACUGUUAUUCCAAUUUAUUCAAAAGCUUGGAUGAAAUUGUCUCAAGAAGAACAAGUACAAUAUUUAUCUAACACACUGAAACCUGAAUCUGAUAAAUCUUCAGCAACAAUUAGUACAUAAAAAAUAUCCAAUGUAAAUGAAUAAUAAUAAAAAAACAUUAGCAACUAUCAAUGUCAGAAUAAAUGAUGAAAAAAAAA
Molecule: messenger RNA, 1986 nt
Organism: Aphidius gifuensis
Lineage: Eukaryota; Metazoa; Arthropoda; Insecta; Hymenoptera; Braconidae
Exons: 3
Coding region: 176-1909 (577 amino acids)
Source: RefSeq, a predicted model, not a curated record